Molecule: messenger RNA, 854 nt
Organism: Larimichthys crocea (large yellow croaker)
Lineage: Eukaryota; Metazoa; Chordata; Actinopteri; Sciaenidae
Product: thiosulfate:glutathione sulfurtransferase
Exons: 4
Coding region: 47-568 (173 amino acids)
Source: RefSeq, a predicted model, not a curated record
UGAAGAAGAAACGCAGGAGUGCGUAAAUAGUCGCACAUGAGGUGUGAUGAGGUCUCUGGGCUGCAGUCUGCAGGGGCCGCUUAUCUUCAUCAUGUUGUCUUAUCUGCUGUCACGAAGUCUGUGCCAGGUUGUUACGGAAGUGAACCGCAGGUCUUACCCGACCUUUGGUCCAGCUUUUCGGGCUUUUACAACCUCAAGUCCUCAAAGAGGAGAGGCAUCCGACAACGGUUCAGUGGUGACCUACUCGCAGCUGAAGUCCAUGCUGUCCAACCAUGACGUUCAGCUGUUUGAUGUGAGAAAUCCUGAUGAGUACCAGGCUGGGCGCAUUUCAAGUGCUGUCAACAUCCCAUUGGGCAACCUGGAGGAGUCUCUGAAGCUGUCCCCAGAGCACUUUCAGCAGAAAUUUAAUGUGACGCCUCCUGGGAAAGAUGACGACAACAUCGUGUUUCACUGUAGAAGUGGUAACAGGAGCGCCAAAGCCCUGGACAUCGCCCGUCAUCUGGGGUUUAACAGGGUGAGACAUUAUAAAGGAGGGUACAGUGAGUGGGAAGAGCGAGAAAGACAGUGAAUUCUGCACUUCAAAACUACAGGAUAUAACUGAGAGAUGACUUAUGUGUUACGCUUGAGCAACGUUCGGUUACAGUUUUAAAUCAUUUUGACUUAAUAAGUUACAAUUUAGACUCACGCUGACUGUUUUUAUAGGUAAACAUUACUUCUUUGCCUUUUUAGUUACUGAUUCUUUGAGGUUUUAGAUAUGCUGUGUAUCCUUUCUAUUCUGUGCCAAGAGUCAUGAUUCAUGACAAACUGAUUAAUGCGACUGUUGUUGUGUUGAUUAAAUUAUAAGGAAAUUUCAA